UAAACGCAGCACUUCCGCCCUCAGACUCGGGUGAAAUGCCAACAGUCAAGGGUUUUCGCGCUUACCAUCUGUUAGCCAAUCAGAGUCUGCSGGACGACCGACCCUCCCUGAGCGCACGCUCAUUGGUUGGCUCUAGCAGUCUGCAAAGAGGUCUGGGUUUUGUAGCCAGGUGUUGGCACCGAGCUCCAGCUCGGAGACGGUGCACGAACCCAUACUGUUGGCGGGCUCAAAGGUGCCUCGCUGUCGCCGAAACAAGCAUGUUGUAGUCCUAGCUACCCAGCCCUCCCCGUGGUUCGCGGUUACAGAACUCACCCCCAGCUUCGGCCCCUGACCUACAACGUCCCGAUGGGUCCCACGGGGAGCGAAGCAAGGCCGGAGCGUUUCUUCGGYGUCUACCUGCUCUACUGCCUGAACCCUCGGCAUCGGGGCCGCGUCUACGUGGGGUUCACGGUCAACCCCGCUCGUCGGGUCCUGCAGCAUAACGGCGGUCGCAAAAAAGGCGGGGCCUGGAGGACCAGCGGGAGAGGGCCCUGGGAGAUGGUGCUUAUCGUGCACGGCUUCCCAUCUGCGGUGGCCGCCCUUCGGUUCGAGUGGGCCUGGCAGCACCCGCAAGCCUCGCGUCGCCUGUCACACGUGGGGCCGCGCUUGCGAGGCGAGGCAACCUUCGCCUUCCACCUUCGAGUGCUUGCGCACAUGCUGCGCGCGCCACCCUGGGCGCGUCUCCCGCUCACACUGCGCUGGUUGCGCCAGGACUUCCGCCAGGAUCUCUGCCCUCCCCCGCCACCACAUGUGCCACUGGCCUUCGGCCCGCCGCCUCCCCKGGCCCAGCUUCCGAAGCGCUGCGCUGGGCCUGUUGUAGACAGGGAGCGUGAAAAGGACCCGGGCGCACAAUCCUGUUGCACUCUCUGCGCCCGCACCCUUGAGGACGAAGACAGUCCCCUGUGUUGCCCUCACCCUGGCUGUCCCCUAAAGACCCAUGUGAUCUGCCUGGCAGAGGAGUUCCUUCAGGAAGAGCCAGGGCAGCUUCUGCCCCUAGAGGGCCAAUGUCCUAGCUGUGAGAACUCACUGCUUUGGGGAGACCUGAUCCGGCUGUGCCGGAUGGGCACUGAGGAGGAAGAGGAUGGCUCAGAAUUAGAAGAGGAACACUGGACAGACAUGCUGGACACCUGAUCCUCAGCCUCCCCAACCCUGAUCCUAUGAUUUUUCUGUCCCCCAGUGGCCACCAACCAUACUGGACAAUUUUUAUUUGAAUACAAUAAAAUAUUUUGA
Messenger RNA from Urocitellus parryii (Arctic ground squirrel), 1269 nucleotides. It is a transcript of the gene Slx1a, whose product is annotated as structure-specific endonuclease subunit SLX1A. Gene Ontology annotation, biological process: double-strand break repair via homologous recombination. NCBI's taxonomy places the organism in Eukaryota, Metazoa, Chordata, Mammalia, Rodentia, Sciuridae. The record is from RefSeq and is a predicted model, not a curated record. Gene Ontology annotation, cellular component: Slx1-Slx4 complex. Gene Ontology annotation, molecular function: 5'-flap endonuclease activity; crossover junction DNA endonuclease activity.